Molecule: messenger RNA, 1620 nt
Organism: Linum trigynum
Lineage: Eukaryota; Viridiplantae; Streptophyta; Magnoliopsida; Malpighiales; Linaceae
Source: the annotation of a GenBank genome assembly
AUGCCCCGCCGGAAAACACCAACUUCCACCACCACCACCGCCGCCCCCUUCCUUCUCCUCCACCUCCUCCUCCUCCUUCCGCCGCCGACCAAUGUCCACGCCGUCCAACCCCCAACGAGCCCCAUAAAAACGGUGGUGGUCCUGGUGAUGGAGAACCGCUCCUUCGACCACAUGCUGGGGUGGAUGAAGCAGCUGAACCCGGAAAUCAACGGGGCGGACGGGUCGCAAUGGAACCCGCUCAACACCUCCGACCCGGAAUCCAGCAGGCUCUACUUCCGGGACCAGGCCCACUACGUGGAUCCGGAUCCGGGCCACUCGUUCCAGGCCAUCCGGGAGCAGAUAUUCGGGUCCAAUGAUAGCUCCAACAACAAGGACCCGCCGCCGAUGAACGGGUUCGCCCAGCAGGCUCUCUCCAUGGACCCUUCUGCCAAUAUGUCGAGAGAUGUGAUGAAUGGCUUCCACCCUGACUCCGUCGCCGUCUACAAGGCUCUCGUCUCCGAGUUCGCCGUUUUCGACCGGUGGUUUGCGUCGGUGCCGGCGUCGACGCAGCCGAACCGGCUGUACGUGCACUCCGGUACGUCGCACGGUGCGACGAGCAACAUUCCGGCGCUGCUGGUCAAAGGCUACCCGCAAAGAACCAUCUUCGAGAACAUCGACGACGUCGCCGGUCUCUCGUGGGGGAUCUACUACCAGAAUAUCCCGGCGACGCUCUUCUACCGGAACCUCCGCAAGCUCAAGUACGUCUCCAGGUUCCGCCCCUACGACCUGGAGUUCAAGAGCCACGCCAGGCAAGGCAAGCUCCCCAGCUACACGGUGGUGGAGCAGCGGUACACCGACCUCAAGACCGCUCCGGCCAACGACGACCACCCUUCCCACGACGUCUACCACGGCCAGAUGUUCGUCAAAGAGGUGUACGAGACGCUGAGGGCGAGCCCGCAGUGGAACGAGACGAUGCUGGUGAUAACGUACGACGAGCACGGCGGGUUCUACGACCACGUGGCGACCCCGGUCCACGGGGUUCCGAGCCCCGAUGGGAUCGUGGGUCCGGAGCCAUUCAACUUCACGUUCGACCGGCUUGGCGUCAGGGUCCCCACCAUCGUGGUUUCACCUUGGAUCAAUAAGGGCACCGUUGUACAUGGGCCCAACGGCAAGCCCACACCGACCUCAGAAUACGAGCAUUCCUCCAUUCCGGCCACCGUCAAGAACAUCUUCAACUUGCCCUCUUUCCUCACCAAGAGAGACCAAUGGGCCGGCACAUUCGAGUCCAUUGUCCAGUCCAGAACCCAGCCCAGAACCGAUUGUCCACUGCAGCUGCCGACUCCGACCAGGAUCAGGCAGACCGAGGCCAAUGAGGAAGCAAAGCUCACUGAGUUCCAGCAGGAGAUGCUGCAGCUUGCUGCGGUGCUCAAGGGCGACAACGUGCUCUCGAGCUACCCUAACGAGAUCGGGAAGCAAAUGACGGUGAAGGAAGGCACUGUUUACAUGGAAGACGCGGUGAGGAGGUUCUUUCAGGCUGGCGUUUAUGCUAAGAAGAUGGGAGUUGAUGAAGAACAGAUUGUUCAGAUGAAGCCUUCCUUGACUACUAGAAGAUCGUCGAAACCUGCAUACGAACACCCGUGA